Molecule: messenger RNA, 871 nt
Organism: Anastrepha obliqua
Lineage: Eukaryota; Metazoa; Arthropoda; Insecta; Diptera; Tephritidae
Exons: 2
Coding region: 125-508 (127 amino acids)
Source: RefSeq, a predicted model, not a curated record
GAACGCGAGUGGAUUUUUUCAAAGAAACAGAAAAUUUAAAAAUCGUCGAUCUUUCAAGAAUUUUGAUAAGAAAAAAAUUUGUUCGACUAAAAGCAAAAAAAACAAAAAAAAAACAGCAAAAGUGAUGGCUAAUAAUUUGCAUAUAUUGUUGUUGAGUGUUUUGUUGUUGCAACAGUUCACCCGCUCGUCCGCCCUCUUCAUAUCACGCGAUCCCGAAUGCAAAAAUGCUGAUAACGAUACGGACGAGCCCAGCGAGAAAUGUUCGUUGAUGUUGCAUUUCCAACGCAAUCUUGGGAAAUAUCGCAAUUUCUAUGCGAAUCUACUGCAGGAGGAGAAUGCACAAUUCGCCACCGAGCUGCAAGAGCUCUACAACAUUGUUAGUUCGGCUUUGGAGGAGAAGGAUAUUAAGGAAGUGGAAAGACAAUUAUUAUACUCUGUAUGGCUGGUGGAGCGCACCAAAGAUUUGGAGGACUUUUUAAUUAUGAAAGGUAUUAAGAAUAUUAGGUAGAAAUGUUCAGAGGUUUACUUGAGAAUAGGCGGGUUAUGCAAUUUUUUAAGAAUUUUGUUGGUUUUAUGUUUACUCUUGAAUAGUCACUUAUUUAGAUGCCUACACACACACACACUCACAUAUCGAAAACAAACAAGAAAUCUGAAAAUACUCUUCAUAAAAAAUGUUCGCUUUUAUUCACAUUGCUACUAUUUUGUAUUUAUUUUUCACUAAUUUAUUGUAAUUAAUUUUAACUCAAAUAGUAUUAUGGGUGUUAUGACAAUGUUUUUAACUGUAAACCAUAGGAUUUUAAGCAAAUGCGAUCACUUCUUAUCGAACAACCAAAUUGUAUAUUGAAAUAAACAAACAAACAAAUUUAGAAAA